This is a messenger RNA of Carya illinoinensis, 2361 nucleotides long. RefSeq names its product transcription factor WER-like. The transcript is spliced from 3 exons. Bases 1342 to 2130 code for a protein of 262 amino acids. NCBI's taxonomy places the organism in Eukaryota, Viridiplantae, Streptophyta, Magnoliopsida, Fagales, Juglandaceae. The record is from RefSeq and is a predicted model, not a curated record.
UAUAUAUAUGCUUUAAGGAAAUUGUCUAGUAAAUCUGGACUGACUUUCGAGGUAAUUUCUAGUUCAAACUUGGUGUACACUGUACUCUGUCUCCGGUAUUGCACCAUGCUGCAGGUGUAAAUCACUGGUGUUGGAAAAAGAACAGAUACUGCAUUUUUUUGUUCUAAAUUUUGUAAUCUUGCUCUAUAUUUUAAUAUGCCGCCCAAAACUACUCGGUGACUAAAGCAACUAGACGUCAUAUAUUACAUUGUAAAUCAUGCAUGUUGCAAUCUUAACCUUUAAAUAAUGAACAAUUUGGAGGGAUGAUCAGUUGGUGUUUUGUUAUUAAUUGUAAGUCUUCUUAUCAUGUCCAGUAUUUACUAAUGUGAUCCGAGUUCCUUGAUUGAGAGCAGCACACUGAAACAUAAAAGAAUUGCCAGAAGUUUUAUACACCUUUUGUGAAAUCGUUACUUGUUCUAAAAGUUUAAACUAAUGAAAAAAUGUAGAUUUAGUCAUUUAUAUUUAUUUUAAUAUUUAUAUCACGUGUUGGUUAGAUUCAUUCUUAAUAAGUAUAGAGUCAAAGUUUGAACUCCAAAUCUUUACUCAGAUAAGAAACAACUAUUUAUCCUAAAUACUAAGCUAACAAGAAGACGUAAAUUUAAUCAUUUAUGUUUAUCUUAACACAAUUCACUUUGGAUUGAUCACUCUAUAUCUGGUUCACUUAUGAUGCCUCAGAAACUUUAUACGUUAUGUAUGGAAAACUGAAUUGUAAUUAUGAGAUACUAUGAAUUACUUGAAUUGAGAAAUCUCUCAUCCUCUAUGCUGGUGUAUCAUGUGUAUAGAAGAUUGGCAUAUGCUGAAACGGGUCAAAUGCCUCGUGAUCUCUCUCUCUCUCCUAUGGAUAUGACAAUUUAAGUGCACAUAUAUAUAUAUAUAUAUAUAUAUAUAUAAGAGUUCUGGAUCGACUUAGUUUAAUUUGGGAAACUUUUAAUUGUAUUUCUUUUAUCCCAACUUGUGGUAUAUUUUUCUUAAGAACACUCUGCAGCUGUGAUAUUUAAUCACACCGGCCAGUUGAUGCAUUGCAUUUCUGAGAUUGGAGCCAAAGCAAUUGCUUUUGGCUAGACAUCAUACUGUUUGCUUGUUGACCGAAUAAUAAAAGACUAUAGUUUCUAAUGUCACCCCUUAGAGGUAUUCCCGUACUGGAAGGACGUACCUUUGAAUAUAUUCUUGCUCUGAAUCUUUGAAAAUCUUUGCCACUUAAAAGUUAAACCCGGAACACGUUUUUUUACUUUGAAACCGGAGUUUUAUGAGAAAUACAAAUUAAUUACGCACCUAUUUAUAGUGUUUCAAAGCACUAGACAUAUGACAGAGUUGGUGAAGUUUCCGGAUUGGGAGAAAAUGCCUUUGAGAAAAGGCGCAUGGAGUCCUGAAGAAGAUAAGAAGCUGAAAACUUACAUUAAGCGAUACGGCAUUUGGAAUUGGAGUCGGAUGUCGAAACCUGCUGGUUUGGCUAGGUCUGGGAAGAGUUGCAGGCUCCGUUGGGUGAAUUACUUAAGGCCUGAUAUUAAGCGUGGAAACUUCAGCGAGCAAGACGAUGAAACUAUACUCAAGUGGCAUGAAGUGCUGGGAAACCGAUGGUCUGCUAUUGCUGCAAAGCUUCCCGGAAGAACUGACAAUGAAAUUAAAAAUUACUGGCACACGCACUUGAAAAGACGCCUCAAGAAUAGUUCCUUAUCAACAACUGUACCACAAACAGUUGUUGAUGUUAACAAGAAUAAUUCAUCUGGGAUUCAAGAUCUUUUACUUUGUGAUGCCCCUAAAGUUUCAAACUUGGAUGACACUAGAGAUAUUAUACCGAUGUCACGACAGCUGUCAACAGAUGAUCUAUCAUCUUCAAGCACUGACCCCGCUGUUGAAAUCGAUAGAAAACAACCGAUAGAGGAGAAUUUUGGUUCAUCUAAAACAUCUGAAGAGCUCCAAACUUCAUGGGAGCAGACACUAUCAUUUCGGGAGCAGGACAUAUUCAUGCCAGAGACAGAUCCUGGAUUUGUCUGUCCAACUACUGCAGUGUGGCUCCAAGACCCCUUAUAUCAUCCAUAUAGUUCCUAUAAUGAGUUUUUGGUCGAUUUAUCAAUGCAUGCAGAGAUGUAAUAUGGCAUGUGACAGUAUCUUUGCUAAUGUUGCUUUGAGAUACAGGAAAUUGUGUUCCUUUCCUCAAAUACAUUUGAUGGUUAGUAAGUAAAAAAGCAUCAUGCAUUUGAAUCAUUAGGAUAAGUGGUCCAAUCUAAUGUGGCACUGCUGCUCGUGUGCAUCAUUACCACAACACCAAGAACUGUUUUGGGGUGAUGACUGAUAAUACAAGCUUCAAAACCUUUCCAAUGA